AUGGGUUGCAUGCAAUCGUCCCCCGUUGAUGAGGAGGCAAAAGCGCGAAAUGACGAGAUCGAGAGCCAGCUCAAGCGGGAUCGCAUGAUGGCAAAGAAUGAAAUCAAAAUGCUGCUGCUGGGAGCUGGAGAGUCGGGCAAGUCGACGGUGCUCAAGCAGAUGAAGCUUAUUCACCACGGUGGCUAUAAUGAACAAGAGCGGGAUUCGUACAAGGAGAUAAUAUUUUCCAACACCAUCCAGUCCAUGCGUGCUAUUCUAGAGGCACUACCGGUACUGGAUAUCCAGCUCAACCCUCAAAACGACGCACGAAAAUCUGUGAUCCUUUCACUGCCUGUGCAGAUCGAGGGUGAUAUACUCGCAGCGGAUAUUAUCGACUCUGUCCGCGGACUCUGGAACGAUCCUGGUGUGAAGGAGGCUGUCUCUCGUUCACGGGAGUUCCAGCUCAACGACUCGGCCGUGUACUACUUCAACUCCAUCGACCGGAUGUCAGCACCAGGAUAUCUUCCGACCGACCAGGAUAUCCUACGGUCUCGCGUGAAGACCACUGGUAUCACUGAGACCACCUUCAAAGUUGGCGAACUAACGUACAAGCUCUUUGAUGUCGGUGGUCAGCGGUCAGAACGAAAGAAGUGGAUCCAUUGUUUCGAGAACGUGACGGCGCUUGUUUUCUUGGUCAGCUUGAGCGAGUAUGACCAGAUGCUAUACGAGGACGAGAGUGUCAAUCGUAUGCAAGAAGCUCUCACACUAUUCGACUCGAUUUGCAAUUCAAGAUGGUUUGUCAAGACGUCCAUCAUCCUCUUCUUGAACAAGAUAGAUUUAUUCGCUGAGAAGCUGCCUCGCUCACCGCUCUCGGAGUACUUCCCAGAUUAUAAUGGCGGUGACAGCUAUGAUUCGGCGUGUGAUUAUCUCCUGCACCGGUUUGUCUCUCUCAAUCAGAGUGCGGCAACGAAACAGAUAUACGCGCACUAUACUUGCGCCACCGACACACAACAGAUCAAGUGUGCGUGA
Molecule: messenger RNA, 1008 nt
Organism: Fibroporia radiculosa
Lineage: Eukaryota; Fungi; Basidiomycota; Agaricomycetes; Polyporales; Fibroporiaceae
Exons: 6
Coding region: 1-1008 (335 amino acids)
Biological process (GO): G protein-coupled receptor signaling pathway
Cellular component (GO): heterotrimeric G-protein complex
Molecular function (GO): G-protein beta/gamma-subunit complex binding; GTP binding; GTPase activity
Source: RefSeq, a predicted model, not a curated record